AUGUCGUGGUCUCAGGGAAAUGUAUCAGAUGUGUUCAGUUUAGGAUACGACUUCAGUAGUAACGUUGCGUACCCGAAUUUGCUUUUAGAUACGGAGCUCGAAUCAAAUUUGGAGUCAGAUGUUACGGAUGAGUUACAAUUACAACCACAGGUGUCGGACUUUUCUAUGUCUUUAGCUGAUGCCUACACUUUCAAUUAUACCGAUAAUACUACUGCCAGUGCCAGCAGUGGCAGGAUUAGCAAUGCUAGUUCUACCGCUGGCACUGGUGACGACACUGCCGAGACAGCGACGACGACGGCGACAACGCCGCUACCCCGUCAAAGACGGUACUCGAAGAAUAACCGUCAAACACCACCAUCUUCAUCUUCUGCAUCUCCUUGCGGGAACCCAAACUCGCAGUCUGGCUCGAUCUCUAGCAAUUCGUCGAAAAAAGUGUCUGAUUCAAGGCUCUCGGCAAGAGGAUUGGCUGAAGUGUUGAAUUUGAGUUCCCCCGCAGAAGCGUUAUACAGGGAAAAAUUUAUCUUGGACAUCUUCGAAAAGGAAUUGCACUAUCCAUUGGGUUAUAAGACUUGGGUCCGGGGUACUACAAAGGAGUAUAGAACCAGGAUUUUAUACCAACUGCAUCAGCGCGUUAAGACCAGGUAUCCCGAGUACGAUGAAAAAGUGUUAGAGAUCAUCAUCAGAAGAGCCACUUACUAUAUGAUGCAAUCAAGGUUAAGACGAGAACGUAGAGCCAGAGCCAAGGCAAACAAAUCGAAAUCUACACAACGGAUAUCGAAAAACGAUUAUUCUUCUUCACGGAACGCAGGAAACGAAAAUGGAGACAUGGACGUUACUAGUUUCGAUUUCGGUGUCAAUUCAAAUUCGUUUGUCACAGGAAACGCUUUCUUAAUGUAA
Messenger RNA from Kluyveromyces lactis, 897 nucleotides. RefSeq lists its product as uncharacterized. Bases 1 to 897 code for a protein of 298 amino acids. The transcript has a single exon. The record is from RefSeq and is a predicted model, not a curated record. Lineage: Eukaryota; Fungi; Ascomycota; Saccharomycetes; Saccharomycetales; Saccharomycetaceae.